AUGGAAGAGAAGAAAGUUACUAUGGCUCUUAUUCUCAUGCUUGUUCUAGGUUUUGGGAUGGUGGUCACAACACUGAGUAAAGGUGAAGCUAAUGGUGAGUGCAUUGACGAACAACCCUUAGUUAUCCACUGUGUGUAUUAUUUGGCUUCAACAAGCACAAGUAAACCACCUGCACCUGCUUUUUGCUGCGAAGGAGUCGCAGCAAUGUUUCACAAUGCCAACACCACUCAACGUAAAAGAACAGCUUGUAAGUGUCUGCAAAAGAAUGCAGCAUUUUUUCAUUUUGAUCCCGAAAAAGUGAAACGGCUUCCACAAGAUUGCAACAUUUCCUCUUAUUUUCCUAUUGACCCUAGAGAGAAUUGUGACUCGAUUCCAUGA
Messenger RNA from Cajanus cajan (pigeon pea), 378 nucleotides. Its product is annotated as non-specific lipid-transfer protein P3. Gene Ontology annotation, molecular function: lipid binding. Lineage: Eukaryota; Viridiplantae; Streptophyta; Magnoliopsida; Fabales; Fabaceae. Gene Ontology annotation, biological process: lipid transport. The record is from RefSeq and is a predicted model, not a curated record.